Messenger RNA from Chironomus riparius, 649 nucleotides. The record is from the annotation of a GenBank genome assembly. NCBI's taxonomy places the organism in Eukaryota, Metazoa, Arthropoda, Insecta, Diptera, Chironomidae.
CUGACUUUUGAGUACAAAUGAAAAAUAAAAUAAAUCUAAUACUAAAGUUUACAAAAUAAUCAAAUUGCAUAACAAAAACAAAUUUAAAAUCAAUUUUAUUUUUUAAAACUAGUGAAAAUAGUCUAAAGUAAUUAAAAUCUGUAAAAUUUUGCAAACGUCAUUUCAAGACAUGCUGACAAUGUCUCAAAACAGUUCCCCAGACAUUUCACUUAUCGAAAAAAUUCUCAUAAAAACAGAACUUAUGAAAAUUAAUGAUAACAAAUCUGAAAAAUCAGUAAGAAAUUUCAAAACAUCGCCAAAUUCAUCAUCAACAAAAUUAGAACAAAAUGGAUUGAAGACAAAGCGCAGAUCAUCAAGACGUACAAAAAAGCCUGUUAAACGACUGGAAUCAGCAACAAUAUUAAGAAAUGGAAAGAUAAAUCGUUCAAGAAAGUCAAAUAAUCCAAUUAAAUUGGAACAACAGAAGCAUCUUGAAUCUGUUAUUGUAAAUAUUGUUAAGAAAUUUAAGGAAUGUAAAUAAAUAGUUUAAAUUGACAAAAGAAAGAAGCUGUUGACAGAGUUUUUGUAUUGCUAAUUGGCAAACGGUAGCCAGCGAUAGAGGCAGCUUCAGGUGCCGUCUAAGGGAAGUGAUGGGUUGCAAUUGAUCUAU